GUUCCCUAUAUCUGUUGCGUGUAUGCUCCUGUAUCUGAAACGCUAUUGUUCUGAAUUUAAAAUUCUGUUUUCACACAUACCUACAAUAGCAAAACUUACAAAAGUGUGAAAGCGAAGAGAAGAUCAGUGAUUCUUUGUAAUCGGGAAUUGCGACAAGUUCAAGGUCACUGAGAAUAACACUAUCCAACCACGUUGCUUUAGUUUAGUAGAUCUUCAUCUUUUAUAAAAUAUGUCGUGUUAGGUCGUAAAAAUGUAUCUUUUAGAUUUUGUGCUUACACUGUUUUUACUAACGGCAGUAAAUCUAUCGAGCCACAAUGUGCGAUGUGAUUUAUCAGCUGAAGAAGGCAACGAUUCCCAAAUUGGUGACGAUGAACUGGAUGGGUUGAAGGAGGUAUUUUACCGUAAUCUAAUGGCAGACAUGCGCAUGGAGCCGGGAAAAAUAGCGACAAUCACCCCAGAGCUCGAAAACCGCAUGGAAGAACGCAUUCAAAGUUUCCUCAGGGCUACGGAUGGAAUGGCAAGCAAAGUACGUCGGCGUCGUCAAGUCGUUCAUGAUAUACCGAUGCAUACCACGAUGGAACAGCAAGCAAGAGCAAACGUUGCUUCUCAUGAGGAAAUUUAUGCCGAAACUGCUGAAGCUGAACGUCGCUACCUCAAAGGCUUUCGCGAACGAGGAUCCGUUCCGGUUAGCUUUCCACUUGAUAUCUGCCUUUUGAAAGUGGGGCGAUCCAUCUUUGCUGCGUCGUUACAUCUCCGAAAGUCGAAGGACACCUACACCAACCACACCAUUGUGACGUUCUACAAACGGCAUAACGGCCAGUUCCACAAGUACAUGGAGUACACGGCUGCUCAGGCGCGUAAUUUCGAUUGCAUUUCGCAUGCCUCGCUCGGGUUCGUUGCUGUGGUUAACUACUACAAUAACACCGACAAUUUGGACUCCCCGGACGCUCAUCCCGGGUUUGAGGAAGGGUCACCCGUAUUCAAAAUUCAGGAGGAUGGCACUACCGAGAUCAUUCAAAAAUUUCGUCAAUCCAACCAGAACACUGUCCACAUGUGGACAGCUGGUAACCAUUUCUAUUUAACUCACACGUACAUUGACUUGAACGAGAAUGAUGACAACGUUUGUCCACUGUACCGCUGGACCGGGUACCACUUUGACGUGAUCGAUGAACCGGCAUGCUACAAUUCGAUCCACAUAGAACCAUUCUCGAUCGAGCAGACUUUGUACAUGGCUAUCGCCAAUCAGAUGAAUGACGAAUCCGUCGAAGAAGACACAUUUUCCGAUAUUUAUCGGUUCAAUUACGAACAGCAGAAAUUCGAAUUCCAUCAGAAGAUCUACAUCUACUCGGUGUCCGAUAUAGCAUAUUUCUUCCUGGAGUUGGGGGACACUCGUGAGCAUUAUCUAAUAACGGGGAACUCCCGUGCCGGCAAGGAAACCGAAACUCAUAAGCUUGACUACGAUCAGCACUCGAUCGUGUAUAAAUACGUCGAUGGAUAUUUCGUUCCGGUACAGAAGAUCGAACUGCAUCGAGUAAAGAUGUUUCUUCCGGUUAUGCAUGAAAAUGGUGAGUUUCUUCUACUGAUUCGCUGCAUUGGGAAGCCACUACUAAUCUACGAAUACGAUGGUUGGAAGUUUGUACCUUCGCGAAUUGAUUACACACGAAACGCAUUCAGCACAGGAGUUUCUUUUAUGCGUGUCUAUCGGCAUAUACUGAACACAAGCCUAAUCGUGAUAGCCAACAAGCAUAACUUUGGAAAUACAGCAAAUUUGCUUUCCCCGAUCUACGGCGUUGAGAACAAUCUCAGGGAUGUCUACGGGCAAUUCGUUUCUUGGUGUAGCCAAACAACCGAUCAGUUGGAGAACGUCAAUUUAGAAGACAUUUACAACAAGCUUGUUGCACUACCGAAAAUUUCUGGUAAUGGUGCAACGAUCAACAAGGAUGUCGAAAUAAAGGGAUCAAGUGUGGAAAAGAUGAUGACCAAAGUGCUGCACACGAAGGAGUUUAUGUUCAACCAAGAGGCGUUCGACUAUUUAAACAACGUAAAUAGACAACUGCAAGCGCUGAAACAGAAGGCGUCACAGCUGCGCAAUUUAGUUGAAGGCAGUUUGAAGCUCAGUGAAGCGAUGGAAGUGCGGGGCGAUGUAAGAGUACCGCAGGUGAUCGCGUCCGGUGGAUUAGUGAGAGAUCUUCAAGCGAAGAAUGUCAACGAUGAGCGAGUGGUUGCUAGAGUUGCGAAUCAAACCGAACACGAAGAUGUUAUCAAUGUUGAUCGGCUGGUAAUCGAGGACAGAUUGGCUGUGAAGUUUCUAAAUGGCUAUGCAAGCGAAACGUUAAUUCGUACGACGGAUGAUUUGCGGUAUUUGGAGGGAUUAGAUUUGCAUGCAAAGGAGGUUGAAGUACACGGAGAGUUGUUUGUAGAAAAAGCAAUCGAUGGAGUUCACGUAUCUACGGAUAAUGUUCUACUUCGUGGUGUAGAUCAAGUAUUCCAAGGAAGAACCUUAAGGGCUACAAAUUUGACGGUAGGAAACCUUAUAGCAAAAACACUCAACACAACAGACGUUGGAUCGAUUAUGUCAUAUCUGGAUCGAGCAACAGAGUAUGAUGUUGCCCAAAAAAGAUCAGCGGAAAGUUAUCCAAAAAAAUUUAAAGAAAUUAGAGUAGAAGAUCUUGAAAUCAGUGGUCUUGUAAAUGAUGUUGACAUCAGAUAUAUAGAUAAAAAUGCGUUAAAAGUCGUAGGUGAUCAAAUUAUCACUGGAAGCAUAAACUUCGAUAACAUCGUGACGAAGAAGCUAGAAACACCUAACAAAAGAUUAUCCGGUGUAGACCUAAAUUACCUAGUCAUGACCGUACCAACUGCCGAACAACAGGAUUUUACCGUCCGGCAAGAUGUGCAAUUCAUAAGCCCGGUUUAUAUGGAGAAUCUUCAUGUUGAUGAACGCAUCAACCAUAUCAAUGUAGUCGACGACCAAUUGCAGGUUUUGUUGAAAAAUCCCAAGGAACCGCAGCUCAUCACUGGAACCAAAUCUUUCGAAAACGUACAGCUUCAGGGUCCUAUUCACUUGCAGGGAAAAAUUAACAGCAGUAGUCUUAGCAAAUUGAACCCGGUUUCUACAAUCACUCAGGACCUGUAUCUGGAAGGUGACUUCGAAAUAACCGGAGAUGUAACGAUUGGACGCCUUUUGAAUACUUCUAACAUAUAUGGGGCUAGUCAAACGUUCAAUUUCUACGAUUUGUACCGUCAUGGUCUGCCGCUGAGCGCAGUUGCUACCAAUCAGAACUUCGUCUUCAAAGAACCACUCGUAGUGCAUCACGCUUUUGCUUAUAAUCUCAACGGCGUCAAUCCCAGCGAUUUUGUUCCUGUCCCUUCCAACAAACUCCAGAUAAUCACCGGACGAAAGAUAUUCAACGGUGAUCUAACGAUUCGUGGUAAUAGGAUAGAUGCUGCCGUGAUCAAUGAUAUCGAUUUGAAUCUUCUGAACCAGACGAUCCUUAAAAAGACUGGCGAUCAGGUUGUUGAGGGAUCAAUCCAUUUUAAGGAAUUAAUUGCAUCCACUGUGGCGACCAAGAAAGCCCUGUUUGAGGAACUGCCUCUGAGCACGCUUCUCACUGUUAACACGAACCAAAGAAUCAAGUCGAAAGUACGUUGCGUGAAUUGCAAACUGACAAUUCAUGGUGACUUGAACGUCGGCAGAUUAGUUCCACUCAAUAACUCAAGGAUAUUCGGCUAUGAUCUGGAUUCAAUAUUCUCCGACACACUGCAAAAAGGCUAUGCUCCGGAGGAGUACGUUGCCGUAACUGCCGGCAAGAGUUUCUACAAUGUGAGCGUCGGCGAGCUGAUUCUACUCGAUCAAGCAACUAUCAACGGAGUUGACCUCAUAGGGUUGAAGAAAAUCAACGAUCCUUUGGAGAAGGACGUCAUUGUAGAGGAGACUUUGAUAUUGAAGAAUCCUUUACACGUUCGCAAUGUGUACUUUAAUGGAUCGAUCAACGGAAUCCAGCGAGAAGAAUUCGGUCAUACGUGGCUUUUGAAUGAGUACAAUCAAACGUUUACCACACCGCAAAUAUUCGAACAUGUUGCCGCUGAGGGAGUGAUUGUCGAUGGUUAUUUCAAUGGAAUCAAGGUGGAAGAACUGGUUCCAGAUCUUUACUUUUUGGAUCGUAGCGAACAACUACCAGAAGCUAUUUUCCACGAAGGAAUUGUAUCCUAUCAGCCAAUUGUCGUCAAAGGGUUGGUUUCCGGGUUGAACCUUGCUACAGAUGUCCUAUUGAACAACUCCCCAAAACGGCAAUAUCUGAAGGACGUAAGAAUUGAUGGCAAUCUGAUUUGUUCCAGUCGAAUUCACGUUGAACAUAAUUUAAAUGGAAUGAACUACGCCAAGAUGCGUGAGUUUGCAACAUCGAGCGGCACCGACAAACCGAUAAAUGUGAAUGUUCAAGGGAAUGUACACUUCCAGUUUCAACCGCUGGUUGCACAGUUGAAUGGGUAUAACUUGGAACAACUUCAUCGGGAUGUCUGGUUGACGAAUCGGGAAGAAAUUUUAACGGGUUCGUACCGUUUUGAGAAUGUUAACUUUGCCAACUAUGUUCAUACGAAGGGUCCAGUGAAUCAACUAGAUUUGGAGGAGAUCGUGCAUACCUACAUGAGUGUGUCGAAGCUACAGAACGUGUCCACGCCGAUUGUUUACAAGGGACCGGUGGAGUUCCAGAAAAUAGCUACUUACGACAGUAUCGUCCUUGAGGGACUGCUAAAAGGGACGAAAGAAUCACGAGGAAUCAACAUUGAAGAAUUCGACAAAUAUGUCCUCAAAAAAGACGUUGAUCAAACCAUCACCGGCAAAUGGGUCUUCCACGAUGCUGAAGUUUACGGAAACCUUAACUUGAGCACUCUCAACGGACAUGACCUCCGAACGGACAUUCUCUUGAAUCAUGCUGAUCAGGUAACCUUCUCUGGUGUCAAACGGAUUGAUAACCUUCGGGUCCACAACCUUCGAUGCUCUGAACCGUGUUUCAUCCAAGGGGUGGACUUCGCCGAAUGGUUCGCCAACUCAGUACGUCUGGAUCGGAAUCAUACCGUCGAAGGGAUCACCUACCUUGAAGGGACCACCGUCCUAGGAGGCAUCGAGUCGUACGGUCCCGUCAACAAUGUUACUUUCGAUUCGCAACAUUUGCUGCUCAAAUCGAUUCCACAAACGCUGGAGGGCUCCGUAUAUCUCAAAACCAAAUUUCCAGAGUAUAAUUUGAUUUACCCAUCGUCGAUUGAGACGCUUGAAGUAAAUACGAUCAAUGGCAAAGAUUUUAAUCAAUUUAUGGAGAACUUGGUCCGCAACGAAAAGGGCUCGAUCACAAUAGAUACUCCAAUAACAUUAGUUCAAAAUCUGAAGGCAAAGAAUGUUGAGACGGGGGAUAGUAAAAUCUUCGGCGUGAACAUAAACCAAUUGCUACAGGAAGUCGAGUACGGCGAUCAGUUAAGUAAAUAUGAAUCUAAGCUGCGUAGCCUACAUAUGGUUGGUCAAUCAUUGGUGGAAACAUUUAGAACCAAAACGCCUUAUCUAAGUCACUAUCAGCCGAUGAAGAUUCUGCCUGGAUUUUUCCGCAGCUUAACAACCAUUACAUUACCUCUUUCACCGAUGCCAGUAGAACUGCUUGCAGUACUUGUGGAUGAUGGGAACCGUACGGCUGUUGAUUUCUAUAGAUGGAAUAAAAAGGAAUCUAAAUUUAGUAUUGCUAAAGGUUUUCCGUCCAUUUCCUUCCCAACCCUUCUGAUCACCAACAUGAAGCGAAUCAUCCUCAACGGGGUACAGAAUUUAUUCGUCGAGUACUACGACCAGCAUCGUCAAAUCUAUCGACAGUCUAUUCUUGACCUAGAAGCACCAGACUUUCUAUCACCAAAGAAGACACCUAAGUUCACCUCUAUCUAUGAGUUCAACAGUUCACGUCCCAUGGACAUUGUGGCGUUCAAAAUACUGGACCUGGAUUGCGUCGGACUCUACACACAUCAUAUCGACGGAAUGAACGUAUACUGUCUUCGCCUGGAGAAUCUGGUGUACUACCUGAAGUUCCACCAAUUGCUCGCUACCCCUGCUGUCAAACAAGCUCUACACCUGGAUGGGCGAUUGAUCGUGUUGAGCAGAGACAAUCUGUUACAAGUGUGGCGGCCCCGUGCCGAAUACAAGUUAGGUUUGGUUCAGUUGAUUAAAAUCGCUCACCCCACUUCUCUGACUGUGGCAAAGUUCGAGCAGCAAUUGUUCAUUGCUAUAAACUCGGAACAAGCAUUGACGGAUGCGUACGCACAUCACGGCUCGAUUGAGAUCUGGCGAGAUCUACGACCGCAGCAUCCCAAUAGUACCUUCACCAAAUAUCAAACCAUUCUGACUAAGGUGCCGAAGCAGAUUCAGUUCUCAGUCCUGACAACCACUUCGGAGCUGAUGCUGUACACCUUGACGGAGAAUCCGUUUCAUCCGUUGAUGAUCUACCGAUACGAAGGAGUUGCCGGAUUCCGCGAAUAUUUGACUAGUAACGCUUUGCGAACCAGUAGCAAGAGGUUUACGGUGAUUAAGAUGGAUCGCAAACAGCGGGAACUGUUGGCACUGGUUGGAGAUCGAGAAGUUACUUGGAUAGAAGCGGUCAUUAAAGGAAGGUAGGAUGUUUUAACACGUUGUAAAUGUGUACGCAAAGGCGUACUAUACCGUGUUUCGUUAAUUAGUGUUGUAAUAAAAUUGUUUAUUUUUUGUUGAAUAUAUAAA
Molecule: messenger RNA, 6745 nt
Organism: Armigeres subalbatus
Lineage: Eukaryota; Metazoa; Arthropoda; Insecta; Diptera; Culicidae
Exons: 9
Coding region: 251-6643 (2130 amino acids)
Biological process (GO): signal transduction
Source: RefSeq, a predicted model, not a curated record